AUGAUUAGACAAGCUACAAUAGCUGCUACAACAGCAACCGGUUUUGUGUGUGUUGACCGUCCUGUCGACUUCUCAUUGACCGUGACUUCAAUCUUCAUCCAGAAGUACGGUGAGCUUCAAGAAACAAUGAAGUCUGAAGCUACAGAGUUGUUGCUGACAACAAUUAGGGAAGCGACACCUGCUUUUUGCCGUACACAAUUAGAAAAAGCCAUCCAAAACAGCCUCGUGAUACUGUUAAGUAUCAACAACUUGUUGACGUCUGGUGUGAAUGACAUUGUCCAGAUGGCUAGUAAUGCGACCGUCGACAUUGCUACAGAGUACAUCACCAAAAUAGCGUGUGAAGAAGGGAGAAGAGCCCUAAUGCUACACCUGGAACGAAGACUCGACUACAGAUCGGGCCAACCUCAUGUGAUCAAAAAGCUUCCGCUUUAUCUACAACAGCGGUACAGCGUAGACGACGAUACAGAAGGUUCCUUAGGAUCAUCUGGCUGUUUAACGCCUUUGUCUACAGAUAGUGGAAAUAUGAGUAUAUAA
Messenger RNA from Bursaphelenchus okinawaensis, 534 nucleotides. Lineage: Eukaryota; Metazoa; Nematoda; Chromadorea; Rhabditida; Aphelenchoididae. The record is from the annotation of a GenBank genome assembly.